AUGUUCGGGCCACGCACAGCCACCGCUAGAGCAUCGUUACUCGGACUUUACCGCAAUCUGCAUAGAACAUGUCAUUUUCUGUUGCCCAUCGUGAUCAGUUCAGACUGGGUCAGUAUUCAGGCCAUGGCAAGCAAAGGCUACAAACAGGGUAACUCUACCGGUGAUGCCCGAGCCACUCCUUUCAAUGCUCUCUUUGCCUGUUACAGCAAUGCAUUCGCAAGUGAAGCACUAGAAAUCCUGCAAAUGUUUCUAGCCGAAAGAGUACUGCGCUGUUACGAUCACCAUUGUAUAUCACCGUAG
Molecule: messenger RNA, 300 nt
Organism: Akanthomyces muscarius
Lineage: Eukaryota; Fungi; Ascomycota; Sordariomycetes; Hypocreales; Cordycipitaceae
Exons: 4
Coding region: 1-300 (99 amino acids)
Source: RefSeq, a predicted model, not a curated record